CGGCCAGGUGUCGCGUUUCAGAAAGUUGUCGUCGGUUUCGUCGUCUUCAAGAAAAAACCUGCGAUCAAGAUGGUGUCCCUGGUGCUGAUUCUACUCGCCUCCCUCAGCCAAACAACGUUGGCAACUUUUGGGCCAACCGUGACAGCCAACUGGGCCGGCCAGUUCCCCUACGUCGUCAAGCUUCAAUCUUCUGCGGAUGCGAUCGAGAUGACCAUUCCCGCGCUGGUUGUGAGCCAAAAGAUGGUCUUGGCCGAACCAUCGUUAUUCAAUCCGAAUUCGCCGACCUCGUACACGAUGACGAGCCAUAACAUGCAGGUCCGUCCGGUGGCCAUAAUGGUCUCGUACGUCAGUAAUUUCGUCGUUUUAAAAACAUGCAAACCUUUUGGCUCCGAGCGUUUCAACCUGACGCUCAGCGAAUUUUUCAACUAUCAAGCUGACAAUACGGACGCGGCCAUUAUUUUCUUCGAGGGCAACAGUUUGAAGUCCAAAUCGACGACUGCGCUGUCGGACACGUCCUGCGAUUCAACGUUUGGAGCUGAUUACACCGAUUAUAACACGUGCAUAGCUCAAGACACGACUGACGAUAUUUGCAAGACGUACUACACCGACGACUAUUACUUUGCAACCUACGUUCGGGAGCCUUUGCUGGUGGUGAACGGCCGAGUGCAGGGCUUCAUGUUCUCGGCAAACUGCGACUCAUACCAUGACAACUCCGAGAAAACCCAAUUUCGCAAGAUCGACAAGUUCCGCUCGUAUAUUCUCGGCAUCACAGGCAUUGUCGUCGACAAUCCUUGAAAAAAAAAACGCUAAUCCAGUGUU
This is a messenger RNA of Neocloeon triangulifer, 819 nucleotides long. RefSeq lists its product as uncharacterized. Lineage: Eukaryota; Metazoa; Arthropoda; Insecta; Ephemeroptera; Baetidae. Bases 70 to 795 code for a protein of 241 amino acids. The record is from RefSeq and is a predicted model, not a curated record. The transcript has 6 exons.